AUGGAUCGGUACCAGAGAGUGGAGAAGCCUAGAGCAGAGACACCAAUCGAUGAGAACGAGAUUCGAAUUACAAGUCAAGGAAGGAUGCGCAGCUAUAUCUCGUACGCCAUGAGUCUGCUUCAAGAAAAAGGUUCAAAUGAAAUUGUAUUCAAGGCAAUGGGAAGAGCCAUCAACAAGACCGUGACCAUAGUGGAGUUAAUCAAGAGAAGAAUUGUUGGUCUCCAUCAAAUCACAUCAAUUGGAUCCACCGACAUAACAGAUACAUGGGAACCCCUUGAGGAAGGCCUCUUUCCAUUGGAAACCACAAGGCAUGUUUCGAUGAUUACAAUAACCCUUUCCAAGAAUGAUCUGAAUGCAUCUUCUGUUGGGUACCAGCCUCCAUUACCUGCCGAGCAGGUGAAGGCAUUCACAGAGUUUGAGUACGAAGGAGAUGGUUCACCAAAUGGCCGUGGUAGGGGACGGGGUGGUAGAGGAAGGGCAAGGGGUAGGGGGAACAGAUUUGUGUCUGGUGAGCAUGAGGAUGGGGGCUGGGAUCGUAACAGGGGCUUCUUGAGGGGCAGGGGCCGAGGCCGAGGACGUGGUUUCCGUGGUCGUGGAAGGGGAGGAUUUAUUGCACAACAUGCUGAUAGCCAGCAAGAUGGAGGUUAUAAUUAUGAAGCACCUCCACAAGGCCGUGGUCGUGGCCGUGGGAGGGGAAAUCGUGGAAGGGGCCGUGGAUAUAGAUCUAAUGGUCCGAUCCCUGCAGCUGCUUAA
Dovyalis caffra is the source of this 753-nucleotide messenger RNA. The record is from the annotation of a GenBank genome assembly. Lineage: Eukaryota; Viridiplantae; Streptophyta; Magnoliopsida; Malpighiales; Salicaceae.